Molecule: messenger RNA, 3132 nt
Organism: Prosopis cineraria
Lineage: Eukaryota; Viridiplantae; Streptophyta; Magnoliopsida; Fabales; Fabaceae
Product: protein DEFECTIVE IN EXINE FORMATION 1
Exons: 13
Coding region: 312-2945 (877 amino acids)
Molecular function (GO): protein binding
Source: RefSeq, a predicted model, not a curated record
ACACAGUUCUUGCGGCCAUUGUAGAAAUGAGCUCCAAAGUCAGAGAGCUGCAGUGAACUCUAAAAGUCACAAACAAUUGAAGCCUGUGCACGCCAUUUUCUCUAACUCUUCUUUCAAUUUUCAGCUCUGGAAUCAGUAUAUUUCACUUUCCAUACCCGAGAAAGAUCCAGAGAUGCAAUUCUAGGGUUUAUGGACUAUAUUUUCCUUUUGGGCAGGGAAUUUUGAUUUCAUCGCCCGAGCAAUUUCAUUUUGAUUCCAAUUGUGACGGGUAUUGGGAAAUUUUUAAACUAAAACGAACCUAGGUAGAUCAUAUGAAAUCGUCGGGGACCAAGGUUCUUUUGCUUUGUUUGAUUCUUGGUACUUGCUUGAGUUUGGUUCUCGGCGAGGAGUCCAAGAAGAAUGCAUUUCGGGAGCGAGAAGCUACUGAUGACUCCCUGGGAUAUCCGGACAUGGAUGAGGAUGCUUUGUUAAAUACACAAUGCCCAAAGAAUCUGGAGCUAAGAUGGCAAACUGAAGUUAGCUCCAGCAUAUAUGCUACCCCCUUGGUUGCUGAUAUUAACAGUGAUGGUAAGCUUGAAAUCGUGGUUCCCUCUUUUGUUCACUAUCUUGAAGUUCUUGAAGGUUCUGACGGGGACAAAAUGCCAGGUUGGCCUGCUUUCCACCAGUCAACAGUGCAUUCUAGUCCACUUCUAUAUGACAUAGACAAGGAUGGGGUGAGAGAGAUAGCUUUGGCCACCUUCAAUGGUGAAGUGUUGUUUUUCAGGGUCUCUGGCUAUAUGAUGUCAGAGAAGCUAGUAGUACCUCGUAGGAAAGUGCACAAAGAUUGGUAUGCAGGAUUAGAUUCAGACCCUGUAGAUCGUUCUCAUCCUGAUGUCCAAGAUGAACAGCUUCUCCAAGAAGCAACUAUAAUGAAAUCUAUGUCUCAUUCAAAUGAAAGUAGGCAUAAACUCAACACCUCAGCUGCCACAUCAACAGAAAGUCACCUUGGUGUGGGUAGUGUACCCAAUCCAGAGUUUGACAAGAAAACAAUUGAAAGUAGACGUGAACACAAUUCUUCAAAUGUCACAUCAACAGAAAGUCUCCUUGGUGCAGGGAAUAUGUCCAACCCAGUGCCUGGCAAGGAAAAAAAUGAAAGUCGAACAGAACAAAAUAUUAAGAUGCCUAGCAAUGCUGAUAAUUCAUCUUUGGAUGCUGGUUCUGAGAAAACUGUUAAUGUAGAUAAUAACACCAGUACUGCCAGACAUCUUCUGGAAGAUAAAAACUCAAAAGGAGAAAAGGAAGGCGGUUCUGAAUCCAGUGAGGGUAAUAAUGAGGGUCUUCAGGCUGCAACUGCGGAAAAUGCUGAGGGUUUGGAAGCAGAUGCUGAUUCAUCCUUCGAGUUAUUCCGCAAUAGUGAUGAGCUGGCUGAUGAGUAUAGUUAUGAUUAUGAUGAUUAUGUUGAUGAAUCAAUGUGGGGUGAUGAAGAGUUUACUGAAGAAAAGCAUGAGAGAUUAGAGGAUUAUGUGAAUAUUGACUCACACAUAUUAUGUACCCCUGUCAUAGCAGAUAUUGACAAUGAUGGUGUAUCAGAAAUGGUUGUUGCUGUUUCUUAUUUCUUUGACCACGAGUAUUAUGACAACCAGGAUCAUAUGAAAGAACUGGGUGAUAUUGAUAUUGGAAAAUAUGUUGCUGGUGCUAUUGUUGUUUUUAAUCUGGACACAAAGCAAGUUAAGUGGACUGCAGAACUUGAUCUGAGUACCGAUACUGCAAACUUUAGAGCCUACAUAUAUGCUUCUCCAACUGUUGUUGAUUUGGAUGGUGAUGGAAAUCUGGACAUCCUUGUUGGAACUUCCUAUGGCUUGUUCUAUGUGUUGGAUCAUCACGGGAAGGUUAGAGAAAAGUUCCCUCUUGAAAUGGCUGAGAUUCAAGGCUCAGUUGUUGCUGCUGACAUUAAUGAUGAUGGCAAGAUUGAGCUAGUUACUGCUGACACGCAUGGAAAUGUUGCUGCGUGGACUCCCAAAGGAGCUUUAAUAUGGGAAAAGCAUCUGAAGAGUCUUAUUCCACAGGGUCCAACAAUUGGUGAUGCUGAUGGAGAUGGCCACACUGAACUUGUGGUGCCAACACUAUCUGGGAAGAUUCAUGUUCUUGAUGGCAGAGAUGGGUCAUCGGUUGGACACUAUCCAUACCGAACUCAUGGAAGAGUUAUGAAUCAAGUUCUUUUAGUUGAUUUAAGUAAACGUGGGGAGAAAAAGAAGGGAUUGACUAUUGUUACCUCAUCAUUUGAUGGUUAUCUGUAUCUCAUUGAUGGACCUACUGGAUGUGCUGAUGUUGUCGACAUUGGUGAAACUUCAUAUAGUAUGGUUUUGGCGGACAAUGUUGAUGGAGGGGAUGAUCUUGAUCUUAUCGUCACAACUAUGAAUGGAAAUGUCUUUUGCUUCUCAACUCCUUCCCCUCAUCAUCCCUUAAAGGCAUGGAGACUGCCUAAUCAAGGAAGAAAUAAUGUAGCAAAUAGGCACAAUCGUCAAGGUAUCUAUGUGACUCAUCCUUCUAGAGCUUUCCGUGAUGAAGAAGGCAAGAAAUUUUGGGUAGAAAUUGAGAUUGUAGAUAAGUACAGAUAUCCAUCUGGGCAUCAAGGACCAUACAAUGUCACUACAUCCUUGCUAGUCCCUGGUAAUUACCAAGGAGAGAGAACCAUAAAGCAGAGCCAGAUCUAUAAUCACCCAGGGAAAUAUCGGAUUAGGCUGCCAACCGUGGCGGUUAGGACAACGGGAACAGUUUUGGUCGAGAUGGUUGACAAGAAUGGGCUCCAUUUCUCUGAUGAGUUCUCCCUAACAUUCCAUAUGUACUACUACAAGCUGAUGAAGUGGUUGCUUGUUCUUCCAAUGCUUGGGAUGUUUGGUAUACUUGUCAUCCUCCGCCCGCAGGAUGGAAUGCCGCUUCCAUCUUUUUCGAGAAACACUGACUAGUGAUGACUGUUGCGUAUCGGCUAAUGUGAAUGAUCCCCGUAUAUACUUAGCUAAAUCAUUAAUUGUGACAUUGAUGUUGCAGUGGCCUUUCAUCCCCAAGUUAAAAGGGAUAAAUUAUUAGUUCAGUUUUUUGGUUGGUAGUUGAAUUUUGGCUCUUGAUAAUAGAUCUUUACGAUUUGUUGUUUAA